AUGAGCCGAGAAGCAGAGAAGAAGGUGCCAGAACAACUGUCUGGCAAGCAACUAUCGAUUUUUGGAAACUUAGUCGAUGUUUCAAAUGUUGUCGAUUUUAUUAAACUAAACCCUCACAAGGCCAUUAUGUCGUGCGAGCCGAUGCGGUUGAGAACGAUCGUAAGUGUGAUUAAAAAGUAUGCAACCGAGGCUGGAGUCGACCUUAAAAGUUACUUUCCUGAAAGUUUGUUGGUAUAUUUUAAUUAUGAUUUAAAUGGCGAUGCUCACUACCUACUGGAGCUGUUGUCAGAAAUGUGGCAAGAGCGCCAAAAUUACCGUCUCAAACUUUGGAAUAAAGUCUUCACCAUACCGGAAAUAAUAGUGGUUUUAACAGCAAAAGAACACAAUUUUAUGGAAGAAUUCGAUGAAGAUCACAGGCACACGAUGUCGGAAUUUGUACAUGAGGUUAUAGAAAAUAUUGUGAUUCUCGACGAGUUUCUAGCGCAGAGAAUUUAUAACGAAAGUUCAAGUAAAACGCCGGAUAAGUGGAUAGAUCAUCAAAUUACAUUUCUUGAUAAUCAAAUCAGCAUAUCAGAUCUCGUGAAGCUAAUUAGAACCAAUCCUGAUAAAAAAGUAAUUGAUUACAACGGUAAACGAAUAAGGUUACGAAUAAUUGCCCAGCUGAUUGAAAAAUAUGCCUUGGAAGGUGAAAUUUCAAAGGAAGACUUGAAUAAAUAUCUUCCCGAAACUGCACUACAAUAUUUAAGUUAUGAUAAAAACGGCGAUUGUGAAUACGUUUUAGGUUUGUUGAAAGAAAUGGCACAUGAAGACGAUGGUUAUACUCUUGUUAUCGACGGUAAACAAUUUUCCAUAAAAGAUAUCCAAUGGAUAAUAUGGAGUAAAGAUCCCAACGACACCGUACAAAUUAAUGAACACUUCUUCAAGAUGGACGUUUUCUUGAGACUUGUAAUGGAAGCAAUUCAGUUAAUUGACGGUAAUAAAACCAAUACAUUACAUAAUGCUUAUAAAAAUAUAUCGCCUGAAAAUUGGAUGAACCAAAAAGUUUCCAUGUUUGGAAAUCAAAUCAGCAUCUCAAAUCUGAUGGAUAUAAUCACAAAAAAUCCAAACAAAAAGGUUUUAAAAUGCAAACCUAUAAGAAAACGCAUCAUAGUGAGGUUAAUCAAGAAAUAUGCCUCGGUGGUUGGGGUGUCAGACGAAGACCUAAACAAUUAUCUGGAUUCAGAUGUAUCUGGAAGUAUUACAGACAAUCUAACAUAUGACACAGAUGGCGAUUGUAACUACGUUUUAAAGUUGCUCGAAGACAUGUCGAGAGAUAAACACACUUACACUUUCGUACUUGGCGGUCAAAAGUUUUCCAUACCACAACUGCUGGAUGUUCUAUCACGCAAUGAUGAUAUUAUAGAAAUAAAUGGACGUCAAAUUAAAAUGGAAUUUUUCCUAAAAUCUAUCAUAAAAGUAAUUAAAAGCAUUGAUGAUAACCAAGUGGAAAAACUUUAUAUUGAGACAAAAAAAAUUGAACAGGCGAAAUGGGUCGAAAAAGAAAUUUCUUGCAAAGGAAAAACAAUACGCAUCGCAGAUCUCAUCGACUUACUGGAAAAAAAUUCCGAUAAAAAAGUAAUCCAGUUUAACAAUCAAAGCAUAAGACACAGAGUCAUCGCAAAACUAAUCACACGCUACGCCUUAGAAGCUGGAAUACCAAAGACAGAAUUCAUACAUUACCUACCCGAGUGCGUGAUGAAAUGGCUUAUUUACGAUUUAAGUGGCGUUAUGAAGAUGCUAAGGGAAAUGACAUAUGACAACCAUAGGUACAUCUUCAAUGUUGACGACCAACAGUUUAGUAUAAAAGACCUCCAAUACACUAUGUGGAUUUAUGAUGGUGACUAUGUGGAAAUAAACGGUAAGGCGGUUAAAAAAGACGACAUUUUAAAAAAGAUUAUGCAUUGCAUUAAAGAAAUCGACGAUAGUCAGGUGGAAAAACUGUACAGCGAAGAAACUACGCACACUGAGCCUCAAGAAGAUAAAAUGGAUACAAAGUUAAUAGAAGAAAAUCAGGUUAAUAAGCCCGUUGUGCAAGACAGGAAACCUAUACAAGAAGUGUCGCCAAACUCAUUAAAAAUAAAUUUGAUAUCCCUCUUGGCAGGGGCUUCCUUCUCGUGGACCUCCCCUAUGCUGCCCAAACUAACAAAUGUCAAAGGCCCUGAGGAGAAUCCUUUGGGCCGCCCGGCCACGACAUUUGAGUGCUCCUGGAUUACUUCGUUUAAUGCUUUGGCCGCCGCCUUCGGCCCUUUUAUAUCUGCCUAUUUAUCGGAAAAGUGCGGCCGAAAAAAGGCCCUGCUACUUUUUGCAGCGCCCUUAAUUGCUUCCAACUUCAUAUUCGCCUUCGCCAAUCAAGUCUACAUGUUCUACAUCGGAAGAAUAUUAAUGGGCAUUGGAACGGGUGGAGUUUUUUCCUUGGUGCCCAACUUUGUCGGAGAAAUAAGCGAAGAUAAGAAUCGCGGUUCGAUGGGCUGCUAUUUCGGCGUUUCAAUCGCCAUAGGAACCCUGUUUCCCUACUUGCUGGGCCCGUUUGUGUCUAUAGCGACUUACAGCUCUAUAAGUUCCUUGCCUAUAUUUCUGUUUAUAUUUUUCUUCGGCUUGUUUGUGCCCGAGACGCCUUACUACUUAAUCUCCAUCGGGAACGAUAAGUUGGCCGAGGAGUCUUUGAUGAAGUUCAGAAAUAAAUGUGCAAGCGAUGUUCAGAAGGAGUUGCUCUACAUCAAAAAAAGCGUGGAAGAUUCCAACGCAAACAAGUGCAACCUAAAAGACCUCAUAGUGGUGACCGGUUUAAGAAAAGGCUUCAUCAUCGGUUGCAUGCUGAUGGUUUUCCAGCAAUUUUGCGGUAUUGCCGCAGUUCUGGGUUACAUGGAGGACAUUUUCCAGGCCACUGGAAGCAGCAUAUCCGCCGAAUACUCCGCCAUAAUAAUCGGAAGUGUGCAGAUUCUCACAAACCUAGUUACAUCCUCGUUAAUCGACAGAUUGGGCCGAAAAUACCUGCUGGGGUUGUCAGCUUUGGGAUGCAGCUUAUCUUUAUCAGCACUGGGCGUUUAUUUCUUCUUAAAAACGUCCGACUUUGCUGUAAGCAGUGUUUUCUGGUUGCCCAUUUUAAGUUUGAUUGUUUUCAUGGUUUGCUACAAUUUGGGCUUCGGGCCCAUACCGUGGACCGUAAUGGCAGAGAUAUUUCCUUCGAACGCAAAAUCGCUUGCAACAAGUUUGGAAUGGCAGGGUCUUUUUGUUGUUUUGCUAUUUGUUGUGUUUUUGGAUUUAUUUUUGUUUUGUUCGUCGUGCCAGAGACGAAAGGUAGAAGUCUACAAGAAAUACAAUGCAUAUUGA
Molecule: messenger RNA, 3369 nt
Organism: Brassicogethes aeneus
Lineage: Eukaryota; Metazoa; Arthropoda; Insecta; Coleoptera; Nitidulidae
Source: the annotation of a GenBank genome assembly